This is a messenger RNA of Phragmites australis (common reed), 2127 nucleotides long. Its product is annotated as putative F-box/LRR-repeat protein At3g28410. Bases 345 to 1886 code for a protein of 513 amino acids. Gene Ontology annotation, molecular function: protein binding. The transcript is spliced from 5 exons. The record is from RefSeq and is a predicted model, not a curated record. NCBI's taxonomy places the organism in Eukaryota, Viridiplantae, Streptophyta, Magnoliopsida, Poales, Poaceae.
GGCCCGUCCACCCGCCGCCGCCACCCCGUCCACCCGCCGUCGCCCGUCUUCCCGCGCUGAUUUGUCCACCCGCCCUCGUCGAGUCGCCGUCGCCCGUCUGCCCCGCGCCGAUCCGUCCUGCCCCGCGCGCCCGAGCCCCCCACGAGCCCACGACGCGUCGACGCCGCCAGCCCGCCCUCGCCGAUUCGUCGUCUCGCCUCAGAUUUCGCGAUUUCGUUCGCGCCUUUCGGAUUCGAAUCGAAAUCGAGUGCAAAACCAAAGCAAAAACAGAGAUAUAUAGAUCGAUAGAUAAGGGAGGAGUAGAGAUCCAAGGGAGGGGGAAACGGAAGUGAUUUCACUGCUAGAUGCGAGGGAGAGAGGUAUCGUCGUCCACUCCUGCCAUGGGGCUGCUGGCGCUGCAGCGCGAGCGCCAGCGGCGUCAACAGCAAAUCCUAGCCUGUUAUGGAUCGAUUGCUACAGUGAAUAAAAGAAAGGAUUCGCUCUUUCAACGAGUUGGAGAUGAUGAUUCCCAACAUGGCGAAGCAUUGAGGUGUUCACUCCCAUACCUUCCUGAGGACAUCUGGCGUUAUAUACAUUCCCUAAUGCCAAUGCGUGAUGCUGCUCGUGCUGCUUGCCUUUCUCACGCCUUUCUACAUUCCUGGAGAUGUCAUCCCAACCUCACCUUGGAUCGGAAAACGCUUCGCUAUGCACGUGGAGGAAAUUUCAUCUGCAAAAUUGACAGAAUUCUGAGAAACCACUCAGGCAUUGGCUUGAAGACAUUGAAGCUUAAUUUAUAUGAUGAUGACAGUACCCUUCCUUAUGUCGACAGUUGGCUCCAGGUUGCUGUUACACCAGGGAUCGAAGAGCUCACCCUUGCGCUAGAUGAAAAGUACAACGUCCCAUGCUCGCUUUUAUCUGAUGGGGUUAGAAACUCAAUUCGGUGUCUUCAACUUUACUCUUGUGCCUUCCGUCCCACGGUUGAACUUGGCCCCUUGAGAAGCUUAACAAGUCUGUUUCUGAAUUCUGUGCUUAUUACGGUGGAUGAAUUAGAGUGCCUUCUUUCCAACUCCCUUGCUUUGGAGCAGUUGGACCUCUUUGAUUGCAAGGAGAUAAUUUUCCUGAAGAUACCUUGCGUGCUGCAGCAGCUUAGCUCCCUGAGCAUUACGACAUGGCGGGGGCUGCAAGUGAUAGAGAGCAAAGCUCCAAAUCUCUCCCGUCUUGACCUUAAUGCAGGUGAGAUCAAACUCUCACUUGGAGAAUUAUCGCAAAUGAAGGACUUCUCCCUGUGCCGUACGAACAGCGUCUGUUAUGCUCGUGCUGAGCUUCCGUCCAUUAUGCCAAAUCUUGAGACUCUUACAUUAUAUUCAGAUGAUGAGAUGGUUAAUACACCAAUGCUGCCUACCAAAUUCCUCUGCCUCAAGCACCUGACCAUUUCUAUGACAUCAGGAGUGGUCUUUCCGUCAUCCUAUGAUUAUGUUUCUCUGGUAUCUUUCUUUGAUGCGUCUCCUUCCUUGGAGACUUUGUUCUUGGAUAUAUCUCAGGAACGCAUGGAACGUGAAUCAGUUUUUGGAUGUUCCUCACAUUUGCGGCAGUUGCCUGAACGCCGCCAUGACUGCCUCAAGAGGGUGGAGAUCACAGGGUUCAGCUCUGCGAAGAGCUUGGUUGAGCUAACAUGUUGCAUUGUCAAGAGCGCAGUCUCACUUGAGCGUCUUGUGUUGGACACCCUUCCUGUUCAUCCUAGGUGUUCCGGGGAAAACAAUAAAACUUGCUGGCCCAUUAGCAAUACUGUGUUCGAGGAAGCCCUUAGAACGGUCGUGGCUGUAAGAACUUUCAUUGAGGAUGAAGUUCCGCCUACAGCUAAGCUGACUGUUGUGGAGCCAUGCGCACGGUGUCAUUCCGGUGGAUGAUGGUAGAUCUCUCAAGUUGCAGCCGGUCCUAUGCUGCUGAUGGAGGGUGGUAGAUGUCAUAAGUUAUCUUAAUAGAUGCACAAGUAACACUACUCUUUAGUCUUUACUCUUUACCAAUACCCGGCAGAAACACAUACCUUUUCUUCAGUAUCAUCCAAUCUUUGUGUAAGCCUUGCAACAAUUUCUUCAUUCUCUGUUAGAGAAUACUUCAAGUGUUAUAUUCUUCCCGUUAUAGGAUGAA